CACUUGGUUCGCAAGGUUUAGGGCGUUCAGGGAAAGUGAGCGGAUCUGGGAAGAGGGAAAACCUCUGCGCAAAGCUGAAGAAAGGUUUAUAGCUCGGCUAGAUGGAUCCACAGUUGGUGGAAGUUACGCAGAUCUUUGGACGAUUCAAAGCGGCGAUGCUGAGGAACGAUUUCGGAACCUGCGCCAAUCUUCUCUCCCAGCUGAAGGUUCUUCUGACAAAAUUUCCAAGCCUACCACCAUCAUUUCAGCAAUCAGCUAAUGCUGUUGAGGAGCUGCAGAUAGCAAGGGAUAUAUAUGAACAUGCUGUUGUUUUGAGUGUAAAGACUGAGGACCAAGAUGCUUUUGAGAGGGAUUUCUUUCAACUGAAGCCUUUUUAUACUGACACAUGCGGUCUUAUUCCACCGUCACCCCAGGAAUACCCUAUCUUGGGUCUUAAUCUCUUAAGGCUCCUUGCACAAAACCGAAUAGCAGAAUUUCACACCGAGUUAGAACUCCUUUCCCCCACUGCAUUGGAGAAUCCUUGCAUCAAACAUGCUGUUGAGCUCGAGCAGUCUUUCAUGGAGGGUGCUUAUAAUCGCGUUUUGAGUGCGAGGAAGUCUGUCCCUCAUGAAUCGUAUGUAUAUUUCAUGGAUCUCCUUGCAAAAACUGUCAGGGAUGAGAUUGCAGGCUGCAGCGAGAAAGCUUAUGAUUCAUUGUCUGUCGCUGAUGCAAAGAAAAUCCUGAUGUAUACAUCUGAUCAGGAGCUUCAAGAUUACAUUUCUGAGGAACACCCGGAAUGGGAGAUCAAGAAUGGAUUCCUAUUCUUUCAGAAGGCCAAAGAAUUACAACCACACAAGGAGAUACCUUCCUUACAAUUAAUCAAUCAAACUUUAAGCUAUGCAAGGGAGUUGGAGCGGAUUGUCUAGAGUUCCAGAAUGUUCCAGAAAUCAUGAACCCUUAGGUUUCACCUUCUGAACCAUUACUAGAUUAUAUAAACAUUUAUAUUUAAGGUUUUUGAAUUGUUAUGAUUCUAAAUUGCAUGAAGUUGUCUUAUGUUGAGCAAAAUUUUGUUUUUUUCAUUACAUUCAACACCUAAAAUGUUUUUAUU
This is a messenger RNA of Phalaenopsis equestris, 1087 nucleotides long. RefSeq names its product 26S proteasome non-ATPase regulatory subunit 8 homolog A-like. The transcript is spliced from 6 exons. The coding region runs from base 102 to 905 and encodes 267 amino acids. Lineage: Eukaryota; Viridiplantae; Streptophyta; Magnoliopsida; Asparagales; Orchidaceae. The record is from RefSeq and is a predicted model, not a curated record. Gene Ontology annotation, biological process: proteasome-mediated ubiquitin-dependent protein catabolic process. Gene Ontology annotation, cellular component: proteasome regulatory particle; proteasome regulatory particle, lid subcomplex; nucleus.